CUUAGCCAGAGGGUUCUUCAAUUCCGUCUAGUUCUUCAAAUUAACUUGCACGUUUCACCAACACCCCUCCGUUGGUAGAUAUCUAUAUAUAUAUAUAUAUAUAUAUAUCCGACAGUUGUUUCGCACGUCAAUAGGCUAAUUUUCCUUUGUGUGUGAGGUGCGACCUUGUUACCGUUUUAACACAUUUUGAUACCGUUGAAUCAAAUCGGAUCUCCUUGAAUUACAAAGCAUCCCGUCUAGUUUAAGUAGCUUUGACCCCUUGAUCAUCGCGCGCGCGUCUGAACUUGAAGACCCUGUGACAACCAAGAAGUAUAAAAUGUCUGUUUCUCUAGAGCCCGCUACAGAGGCAGCUCGAGAAGCAUUCCAAUCAUUGUCUCUAUCGAUCCCCAUCGAUACAUCGCGUUACCAAUAUUUAUGUGUUUUUCUUGACCGAGUUUUAAACCUUCGAGAUGAACGCGCCAUCCUACGUGAUUCUGAUAAGUCUGUUCAGGAUACCCCACUCGCCUCCUCCACAGUUUCCACCGACACGUCAUCAGCACCUGAAGUGGUACCCAAUGUGGUAUUCCCAAGUGAAAUAUGGUUAAAUGAUCAAUUGGGAGUUCGAGAUAUUAAAAUCAAAAACUCGGUACUUCAAGAAAUUAAUUCCUUGCUAGAACGAGAAGUUGCAAAUACCCAAUCUGGAACCCCAGUUCAUAUUGAUUCCAAUGUCUUGAGUUAUUAUGAAAAGCUUUUAACUGCGUAUAGAUUUCUUGAACCACCCGUGUAUCAAGAUGCAGUGACUACUUCACCCGGUGCUGGUGGUGCCCGUACUACCAUGGGAGUUGCUGGCGAUUAUGCACUCAAGGAGGAAGAUGAUGAGGAACCGGUGGAGCCGGUCACACCGUUAACAACUCUGAUUGCCAGAACCCCUUCGAACCAAUCAUCUACAAACUCUCUCCUGAAGACAUACCAUUCAUUGUUUGGUGCUAGUGCAACCCUGUUAACCAAUGGAGCUACAAACACCCCGCCAUCAAAUGGUACUGCACCAUCCACCAAUGGCGGUGGGUCUACUUUCUCCACUGCGAAUGUGAAUCAAACUACGUCACCUACAACAAACAUCCCUGCUGGAUCAAGGUUUACAAGAAAGAAGCGCUUUCUGACCCUUUUGGGUCAUCAACCAACGAUAGAGCAAUCUAACCUGGAGACUCCUCCAUCUGAAUCAAAUGAUGAUGAUCCAAAGAGACAACAAUCACUUAAUUCUCUCUUGACAAAGUCAAGAAUUUAUAAUAAGAUACGAAAGAAUCGAGAUCUGUCUGCUUCAAGUACUUCGAUUAUUUCUAAUCCGACCAGUAUCUCACAUAGUAACCGGAAUAGUAUCACCACAACCAUGACCAGCAGCUCCAAACGUCGGGGAUCUCUUCAGGCCCCGUACGAUGAAAGUCGUUCAUCCAUUGUUUUUGGAGGUAAUACAAACACAACUUCAAGACAUUCAUCAAUGAUAUCAAUCUCGGGAUUGACUAUAGCACAAAGAAAUGAAAUCCAAAAGAAUAAAUAUGAAUAUUAUGUACAAUUGAAACGAUUAUUGAAUCAUGUUCGAAAAGUUCUUCAUGUGAUCAAUGAUCUGAUCGAGUCUCGUGACAUAAUAAACCUUGUGGAAUUCAUCAAGAAAUAUGUGUUAAAGUUCAUUGUGAUUGAUAUCAAUGAGAUUCUUCUUGAAUAUUUGGAACUUCGUGAAGUUUCAUUUUGCCGUAGAUAGAGCGAUAUUUGGGAAGAAAAAUGACGGAUUUAGGAUUUUAUGAAAUGGCCAUGAACUAUAUAAUAUAAUACAAAUGAUUUAUUCAAGGAGAUUAGUGGAAUU
Molecule: messenger RNA, 1837 nt
Organism: [Candida] anglica
Lineage: Eukaryota; Fungi; Ascomycota; Pichiomycetes; Serinales; Debaryomycetaceae
Source: the annotation of a GenBank genome assembly